CUGGGGGAUCCGUCUGCAAAGUCCAAUUUGGGUACCAAACAACAACCAUGACAGACCUAUUUCCAGCUGGAGCCAGUGCGGUCGAUACUGAAGAUGAAGGAACCCUUGUUGACUUGAACAGCAAGAUUGAAAGCUCCGAGUGCUACGGUAGGAACGAGGCUGCGGGCUUUCCCAUGACCAACCUGUUCAUCGGCGACAGCCGUCUGGGAUGCAAAAGUGACGCUGAUGAGCAAUUGAUUAUUCACGUUGCAUUCAAGGAGUUUGUCAAGAUUCGGUCGAUCAAGCUAACGGAGUACAACAAUGGCAUGGAUCCAGAAUGCAACCCCAGUAAAAUUCACAUCUUUGUUAACCGCACCAAUAUCGGUUUCGAAGAUUGGGAAGACGUCGAUCCGACCCAAACACUACAUUUGACAACGGAGCAACUCAAGGAAUCAGCUGAUCCCAUCAGUCUCAAGUACGUUAAAUAUCAGCGAGUCAAGAACCUGACGUUUUUCAUUGAAGAUAAUCAAGGAGGCGAAGUUAGUGCACUAGGUGGGAUGAAGCUGUUUGGAAAACCAGUCCAAACACCAAAGAUGUCCGACUUCAACAAGUCAAAAGAAGGAAUGUAA
Molecule: messenger RNA, 608 nt
Organism: Phaeodactylum tricornutum CCAP 1055/1
Lineage: Eukaryota; Bacillariophyta; Bacillariophyceae; Surirellales; Neidiaceae
Exons: 2
Coding region: 48-608 (186 amino acids)
Source: RefSeq, a predicted model, not a curated record